This is a messenger RNA of Pocillopora verrucosa, 2440 nucleotides long. RefSeq names its product RNA polymerase I-specific transcription initiation factor RRN3-like. The record is from RefSeq and is a predicted model, not a curated record. Gene Ontology annotation, cellular component: nucleus. NCBI's taxonomy places the organism in Eukaryota, Metazoa, Cnidaria, Anthozoa, Scleractinia, Pocilloporidae. Gene Ontology annotation, biological process: transcription initiation at RNA polymerase I promoter. Gene Ontology annotation, molecular function: RNA polymerase I general transcription initiation factor activity; RNA polymerase I core binding.
ACCAAGUUUGAAAUGAAAAUGCUUGAAGACAUGUCAGAGUUAUGUUUGAUAGUAAGGAAAUAUUUUUAUAGGUCACCGGUGUCUGACUUCUGGCGAUGUCUGUAGACAGAGACCCGAACGAAAAUGAUCGGGGUCCGAGCGGCGCUGAAGUCCUCGCGUCAUUAAUCACAGACGCUUUGGAGAAAGCUAAACUGGGGAAAACUAAAGAUUAUGAUCUGUUGGUUCAGAAACUUGCUGACCCUGGAAUCAAGGAAGUCCACUUGCAGAGAUAUCUUAUGGCAUUAACAACUUGUGUUUCUCAUCUCACAAAGCAGUAUGAUACACUAGUUGGUGCAGUUCUGAAUACCAGAUGGGCACUAUGUGGUGAGAAAACAGUGGAAGAAUUUAUUGAAUUCCUGACAAGCCUUGUGUCUGCCCAGACAUAUUACUUAAGAGCAUGCCUUAAUAUGAUUGUCAAGCUCUUUAUUCCAUCCAUUUUUCGAGAUGUGCAAGUAGAAAAAGGUGAUUCUGAAGUUUCUGAGAAAAUAUUUUGUAAUGCCCAUGAAGCCCUUCAUGCUAUCCAUCAAGUGGUUCCAGCAGUUCCACAGUUUUUGAUAUCUGUACUGUCAGAAAAUUUUCCAUUUGUGAGAAAACCUACGAUAUUUCAGGAAAGUUAUGUGAAGAACCUUCUUCAGGCUACAAAAUACCUCCCUAGCCUCAGAGCAAACAUUCUGGAACUGAUCAUUGACAAUCUUACUAAGAUUGAUGUAGCAGUUCCUAAGCAUGAACUUGAACAUCAUGAAACUACUCCUGAAGAAGAAGAUCCUACGCAGUUUGAAGUGGAAAUGGAUGCCACCAACAUUGCAGUGGAAGAUAGUGGUGAAGGACAAGAAGUAAACUGUAUGGGAAAUGAAAUGGCAGACAGGCUGGACAUUUUGAUGGAAAUCUUGUUCAAGUACAUUCAUGAAGUUACCCACAUGGAUGGAGAGUAUAUAGUUGAUGGUGGUAUUGAAUUGUUCAAUGAGUUACUGGUGAUUUUUGACAAAGUCAUCCUCCCUACACAUGCAUCAUGCCAUAUUCAGUUCAUAAUGUUUCUACUCUGCAGCUUUGAUCAGUAUUUUUCCAAUUCCCUUCUUGAUGUUUGCUGGAAGAAGAUUGAGGAACCUAAUACCCCAGCUAUCAUCAGACAGGCUAGUGCAGCUUACAUUGCAAGUUUUACAGCCAGGGCUAAAUACAUUCCCAUUAGUACAGUGCAAACUUGUCUGGACCUUAUUGUGCACUGGAUUCACUGCUAUAUUGACACUCAUGAUGCAAGCUGUGUAACACCUGAUGCUGGUAAAUAUGGCCCGUUUUACUCAGUUUGUCAGGCACUUUUCUACAUGUUUGUAUUUCGCCACAAACAGUUGCUUGAACUUGAAGGAGGACUGAAGUACAUAAGAAGACUUAACCUGGACAGAAUUGUAACUUGCCGCAUGAAUCCACUCAGGGUUUGCUUACCAAGCAUUGUUAAAUUGUUUGCAUAUAUCACAAGACAUUACGAGCUGGUUUUUUGCUAUACAAUUAUUGAACAAAACAACAGAAUGAUGUUGCCAGUGGCAACAACAGCAUCCAGCCAUGCAGUGAGGAGUUUGUCUUUCCAGAACCAGUUAGAUUCUUAUUUUCCUUUUGAUCCUUACCUUUUGAAAAGAUCGUCAAAGUUUAUCAAGCCACUCUAUCAUGAAUGGAAGGAAUUGGAACACGAUGCAGAUGAUGACGAUGAUGAUGAAGAAGAAGAUGAUCAAAGGAAACAUUCAGAAACAUAUGAUGAAGGAGAAGAUUACUUGGAUAGCUGCAGCAGCCCAGAUGGCAUUGUACCAGGUUUUACACCUGACACGCACAUGUGUGUGUCACCUGGGUUCACAGUUUCUCCCAGAAGAUAGCAGUCACAGUAUUGUAACAACAUAUGCUGUUAUAAACCUUGUACUAGGUUUUACUCCUAACACACUCACGUCUGUCACCUGGGUUCUCAGCAUCUUCCAGAAGAUAGCACCCACAGCAUUUCAACAACAAAUGCUGCUUAAAUCUCACCCUUGCAAUCAUGCGAUGUUGCUGUCAAGUACUGGCAGGAGGGACCACCAUGUAACACUUCAGUUUGUUGAUACAAAUGCAUGAGGCAGAACUGUAAGUCUUAUCUUCCAGUUACUAAACCCAUGCUGAAACUAGUCAGGUUUCCUUACCAUAAUCUGAGUACUGUUCAUAGUUGAGGACUAUACAUGACCCUUAGCCAGCUGUUAAAUAUGUAUGUCCAGUGUAAGAUUUCAAUUCUAAUUAACUAAUGAAAUGUACUGAUUUCCAUAGAGAGGAAACUUUCCCACAGACUUUGCUCCACAGUUAUUUGUAAUCCUGGUUUAGAACCAUGGAAUCUAGAAUUUUAGAUGUUAAUUUCUAAUAAAUAAAUGCAUCUACAAAUUGGUUUUCUUGU